Messenger RNA from Molossus molossus (Pallas's mastiff bat), 3401 nucleotides. RefSeq names its product axonemal dynein light chain domain containing 1 (gene AXDND1). The record is from RefSeq and is a predicted model, not a curated record. The transcript is spliced from 26 exons. The coding region runs from base 150 to 3263 and encodes 1037 amino acids. Lineage: Eukaryota; Metazoa; Chordata; Mammalia; Chiroptera; Molossidae.
GGCGUAGCGAGACAUGGCGGGGCGCAAGAUGACUGGCAGGGAACAUAAUUACGAGUCAGUGUGGCAGCUCUGCCCAACAUGCGUCUAGGUUAGCUAUCUGGAAAGAUAUUUCAAGUUACUAAAAAGAGUGAUUGGAGGCACUGUUUAUUAUGGCUCACCCAAAAACGUCCUCCACGUCGCUUGAGAGCAAAAAAAUGAAAACCUUUGCAUCCAAGGAAGAGACAGGACUUCCUGAACUGAGGGAGACAAAAAAUCGGGUGGAUCGUUCAAAACCCCUUCCUACUUCCCUUCAGAAUGAGUUCAUCCCUGAGGAAGUUCUUCUUUCUCUGACCUAUGCAGCCAAUGCUGGUUCUUGUCCUGAAAACUUAUUGCCUCCUAAGAAAAUUAAAACCCCAAAGGGUACCCUUCCCCGCCCUGCUGAUCAUGUCUGGCAUCACCCUAUUCGAAGGAAUAAAUUCAAAUAUCUGAUUGACCAUCCUGUUUCCCUAACAGGAGCUGGAAGGGAUAUUUCUUUUCUGUACGAUGUCACAUAUGUUAAAGGAGAGACUAGGGAGGGUGUACUUUGUCCCCCACAUUCGGACCAUUCAUUACAGUCACAUGAUGGUGUCAUUGUGCCUCAUAAGCCAAAGAAACUAACAGAUACUUUGAUUCCUGAAGAAUUUCAUAUUGUGUCAAAUAAAGGAGUUUCAGGUUUGGAGUGCUAUGAUGACAAAUAUACUACUCUCCUCAAAGAUAAUGAAAACAGGCUAUUGCUCUUCCCAUCCAUGAAACCCAAUAAAAGAGUAGAAGUGAUCCAGCUGAAUGAUGUGAUGGAUGCGAUGCUAGAGAGGGCUGGUGUGGAAAAUCAGGAAUACACAGGGCCCACCCAGAUGCACAAACUGCUACAUAUACUGAAGAAGGAACAGACCAUUUACAAUACAGUGUUCCAUGAACUUAUUCGACAAGUCAGUGUAGACUGUGCAGAUAGAGGAGAACUACUGUCCAAAAUCAGAGAGCGGUAUGUACAAAUGCUUGACCAGAUUGCCCGGCAGAUGAUUGACUUCUACAAAGAUUUGGUAACUCAGCGAGUGAUGGACCAGCGCAUUUUACAAGAAUUGUACAAUUUUAAGACUGUUAUUGAGGAACUAACCAGGGAGCUGUGUUUGGUUCGGGCACAUGACAUGAAAUUAACAAAGGAAGCAGAGAAGGCCCACAGGGAUUUGGCAGAAGCUCUUUUAGAUGCUGAAAAGAAUGCCAAAAUUAUAGAAGAAUACCAUGACUUAUAUACACUACAGAGAGGAAGGAUGGAGAAUGAUAUUAAACAAUUAAUGGCAGAAAAAGAUAUCUGGAGCUCAGCCACAUAUGAUUUGGCUCUAAAGGUAAUUGAAAGAAAUAGAGUCAUAUUGGCUAAGAGACUUUACCUCAAUGAAAAAGGCUGGAGCAGAUAUGCUAAGCAUUUCAUCAUACUGCUGUCAAACAGGGACACUUCAGACCUUGCGAUGUUACAGAAGUUGACACAUAAAUGGACAGACUUAGUGAGUAAAUUUAGACAUGAAGUGGAAGGAAAUGAAGAGUCUACAAGGAAGAAAUUGCAAAUUGUUAAGGAUGGCCUUAUGAAAUGGCAGCAGUUCUUCAGAGAUAAUAAAAAAUGUGUAUCCCCUGAUAAAGGAAAUAUAUUUGAAUCAGUUCUUCCAGACUUCAAGCUGUGGCUAAAGACACUGAAUGAAGAUAGAGACAAGUUUACUGGGGAUUUUCUAGUGGCAAAAUAUGAUUCUCUCAAGAUCAUUAAAUAUUUGCAAGAAAACUGGUCAGAUAUUGGGCUUGGGAUAUUUCGUCGCCAUAAAAGUAUGGACGGGGAGAUACCACCAGAACAGCAGCAGAUGGAGGAAAUUAUAAAAAGCAUAGGAAGACUUUACAAAGAAUUUGAAUUAAGAAUAAAUGGGGAUAAUGGUAGCGCUAAAAUUAUUACAAGUGUGAUUAGUUCUCUUGACUUCUGUUGUUUCAAGAUGGAAAACCAAGAGUUUCCUGAAAUGCUUCUUAAAGAACAGGAGGAACUUAAUGAAAAAACCAGUGAAAUGAUAUCUCAGUUGGAUGCAUUGUUAAACAUUAUUGGUACUGUUCCACAGUACUUAGACACAGAUUCUGGCUCGGUACUUGAAGCACAGAUAUUUAACAUGAUUCAAAAAUGGCAUCAGAAUAUAGGCAAUGAGAUUAAUAACAGUAACACUGAACUUCAGCGCCAUAUGGAUGAAUUGCAUAUAUCUAUGAUCAAGUGGAUGGUGUAUUUGCUGAUAUUAAUGGUACCUGACUUUACUGACAAAGACACUCUCCCAAAGUUGGAGGAGGCAAGUGCUGAAAAACGGGAUCUAGGAGUUGCAAAGUUAGAGCUGGACGCAACUGCACUGGCAAGAAAGUUGUCCCGAUACUCCAGUUAUUUGAACAGUUGUUGCAAAGGGAUGCUAACAGCUAUGGCUCUGAAUAUGGGCAGCAACUUACAAAAAAAUCCUGCUAAGGAACUUUAUGAUUUGAAUAAGAUGAAGAGAGAAUGUUAUGAGUGGAUCACCACAUGCUCUCACCUCCUUUCUAGGAUCAAAGGCAGAAAAACAAAGUUAUUGACAUAUGAAGAAGAGGAAGACCUACUUGAAGAAGAGGACAUUAUAAAAAAAUUAAUUGAGCCUAAAAUAAGCUUGUCUUUUAAUGAGGAUGAAGAAGAAAGUAUGGAGGAUAAGAAAUUUGAGAAGGAACAGGAAGAGGAGGAAGAAAAACCUUCCACAUCUACAGAGAAGGAAAAACGCAUUCGAUUCAUUGAAGAAGAUGAAAAUGUUUACUCCAGAACUCCAUCUGGAGCAGACACAUUAUCUUCCUGGAGAGAAUCAGCUAAUCAAGGUACAUUGGCCCCAAAGUAUCUUGAAGCGAUGGCUGUAAUUGAACACAUGCAGGAUAAGUUAAUAGAGAUUGGAAACAGAGCCAGACUAGCAGAGGAGAAGUUUGAUGAUGUAAAUGAGAGACUUCAUUAUAGUCUUAUAAGAAAUAAAGAACUGGAGAAGGAACUGGAGGAAGUCUUGAUGAAGUCUAGGGAGAAGGAGACUGAAGAAGGAGAAGGAGAAGAACAGGAAGGAGAAAGAGAAGAAAAAAAAGAGGAGGAGGAAGAAGAAAUGAAUUCAGUAGAAAAUUCCUCAAAACCUCCAAAGAAAGGAUCACAGCGCAGGGAGAGUAUUAUCAACAGCAAACCCAGAACCCGGGCUAAAUCCAAUAAUAAGAUCAAACCCAAGCAGCAUCCCUAGGGUGCUAGACGUCCCUGUGGCUCCCCUACCAGGACACACUGCAGGUAUCUCUGUGCUGUUGAGCUGACAGUGUGGCUCUAUCAGAGGUACUCCUUUUGCAGCAGCCAUUAGAAAAGCCAUAGCAUACAACCCAAGACA